This is a messenger RNA of Dryobates pubescens (Downy woodpecker), 7433 nucleotides long. RefSeq names its product SPG11 vesicle trafficking associated, spatacsin (gene SPG11). The record is from RefSeq and is a predicted model, not a curated record. The transcript has 40 exons. NCBI's taxonomy places the organism in Eukaryota, Metazoa, Chordata, Aves, Piciformes, Picidae. Gene Ontology annotation, biological process: synaptic vesicle transport; chemical synaptic transmission; axon extension. Bases 24 to 7277 code for a protein of 2417 amino acids. Gene Ontology annotation, cellular component: synapse; dendrite; cytoplasm.
GGUAGCGGCGCUCCCUGAGGAGGAUGGAGGGGUCGAAGCGGGAGUUGCGCGUCCUGCUGGCGUCCCUCUCGGGGGAGGCGCGGGGCUCCCUGCGGGAUGCAGCUUGCGUCCGGGUGAGCAGGGGCCAGGACGCUCUCGGCAGUCUCCUGGUCUCCGGUGGGAUCUACCUGGAGUCCCUGGUGCCGGGCGGAGGUGGCCGGGCUCGGGGCAGCGUCCUCCCGGGAGACUGGGCUGACUUCAUGUGGGAGAGCACAGAAGAUGAUGAUCUGCAGGCAGACAAGACCAAAAUCCUGGCUUUUAGUAAAAAUCAUGAGCUGUUUGUCUAUGAAUUCACUCUAGAAGAUGGAAAACACAACCCAGUUGCCCUGCACAGUUGUAAAGAAGAUGCACUAAAAAAGCACCUCCAAGUGAAAAACAUCAGUCUGUCUGCAAUUUUCUCUGUGAGGAUACUGUCUUUUGGCAACAACAAAUGCAGACUUCUGCUCAACAAGGUUAUCAUUGUGCAGCUUACCUUUCCUGGGAGAGACUCACCCUUAGAGACCUGUCACUGCUUUGCCCUUGAUUUGCCUCCACAAAUUUUGGACAGGGUGACAGACACAGACUUCUGCAGGGGGAUCCUGUUCCUGCUGGAUAGUUCUGGCUGGAUUUAUGUCUUUGACUCUUUUGAUGGAGCAAAUCUGGCAAAGGUGAACGUGGCACUCUGCCAGGGAGGCGUGGAGGAUGGGGACGGGAGCGCAGGCAUCGCGUCGCCGCUCAGCGCCCUGAAGGUGUCGCACGACCUCAGCACUGCUGUCGUCGUCACUUCUUCCAACUCUGCCCUCCCAGUGGAUCUAAACAUCUACUUCAGGCAGUUCCCUGGGCAUUUGCUCUGCAAGAGAGAUGGUGAAGCUCUUCCAAUGAAACCUCCUGAAGGACUUGAUGAGGAUGAUCUUGCUAGCUCCGACUACAGCAUGGAGCUUCUGUCGCUGCCGUUCCGCACAGACAGGUCCUGGAAGGCACACUUAGCCUCACUCUCUGAUAGAGUAAGGAGAGGAAGACCAGGUUCUUCAAACUCAGUGACUGACUUGAAUUUACCCUGGUACCAGUUUUUUACCCACCUGGAGGACCAUGACCCUGAAAUCUAUGAAACUCCUGAGAAGAUGUUGGCUUUUGUUCCCCGGGUUGUCUCAUGGGCCCCUUCCAGCCCGGGCCAGAGCGAUGGGAUGAGGCAGCAGUGGAAACAGAUCCCCCCAGGAGCACCACAGGAAGUGGGGCACCUGGAGUGUAAACUGGUCACUGGAGUUAAAGCCCUCUUUGUGGUGGUCACAGCUGACAGGGGAUUGACUCUUGCUCUGUGGGAUUUCGAGUCAGGAGAUGUGACCUAUUACCACUUCAGCAAAACCAGUGUUUAUGUGGAUUGCAGUGCAGAGGUGCCAACAUGUCUGCUUCUGACAGAGGAUGGUCUCUGCUUAGUCCUGUUUGGUUUAACUCAGGAAGAGUUUCUGAACAGGCUGAUGAUCUACGGCAGCGCUGGAGUGGUCGAUGCCCUUUGUCAUCUCAACGGGUGGGAGCGGUGCUCAAUUCCAAUGCAUGCACUGGAGGCAGGUUUGGAGAACCGUCAGCUGGACACAGUAGAUCUAUUUCUGAAGAGCAAAGAAAAUCUCUUCAGUCUGUCUGCAGCCUGCUCUGGAGCUGACCAGCCUCCUGCCAGUGCAUCCCAGGCUUACCUGCAAAAUUUGGAAGAGCUGAGGCCAGCUCUGAAUCUGCUUUGCUCAGCAAUCAGAGAAAAUGAUCUGGAGCCUCACAGCAAACAAUUCUCUGAGCAGCUGCUGCACCUCACCUUGACUUUCCUUACCAAGCAGCUGGAAGACAUUUUUGUGCACACAGAAGAACCUGAUGGAUUCCUGCAGAGAGGGGCAGAUAUUUUAACUGAUUACAUCAUUAAGCUGAGGAAGUUCCUGAGGAAAUACCCUCGCCCCCACAGGAGCACAGUGCAGGCAGGACGAGGGGAGCUGGAUGAGGACCUGCUUUUGGUAGAGGAAAGACAGAAGUGGGAAAAGCUGACAGCAGAGGAAGUCAUUGCCGAGGCCAUCUUAAGCAACAGAAUGCCAGAGGCCCAGAUCUUCUUCCAAACACAGCAGCAUCCUGCUCAAAGCCUUCCAGAGUUUAUUCAGACAGGGUUGAACUUGGUCUAUGACUGUCUUCUGAAGGACAACACCAGAGAGGCCUGUGAGCUGUUAAGGAAUAUGGGCUUUGAUGUGCAGGAGGAAUUGCAUAAGAUCUGUUUCUACACAGCUGACAAACCCAUUCGAGACCUGUUGGUGAAAGUCUUGCAAGAAGAGAAUUACUUUUCUGAGAAAGAGAAGAAAAUGAUAGAGUUUGUGCAUCAGGUUGAAAGCUGUUACUGGGGGUCCUUCCAAGAGAACCCAGAGAUGCAAUCUCUCUCCAGUUUCAGGAGCUGGAGGAAGGAGCAAGACUUUUCCAGGCAUGCAGAUGUUCUGGACUCACUGCUGAGUGGUGACAGGCACGGGGUUCCCAAGAGGAGAGUCAAAAUCAUGUUGAACUGGGCUCAGUGGUGGGAUGAGCUGGUGCAGGAAAUGAUUCUUCUCCCCAAGAGGCCACGUCAAGACCUCAAGACCUGCAAUCCUGAAGUUCUCUGGAUGCACUUGACAGCCCAGCAUGAUUGGCCUAGUAUUUGCUCAUGGGUUGAAGAAUGUGAUCCCAGCCAGCCCACGUGUGGACAGACUCCCUGGCCUCCUCUGACUCCAGCCAUUAUUGACCAGAAGAUGCUGUGCAGUAGCUACAUGAGAAAUGAUAUUUUAAACAAGCUGGCCAGAAAUGGCAUUUUUGUCUCUUCUGAGCUGGAGGAUUUUGAACUUCUGCUCCAAAGACUGUCUUACCUCGGGGGAGUGCUGCAAAACCCUCACCCUGUGCUGAAAUACAGUGCUGCAGGUGCCUUGGACUUCCAUGCUCGCUUCAUCCUCCACUGUUUGGAGCAUAAUUUGCAGUAUCUGUUGUACACCUACUUGGACUAUUACAGCUUAACUCCUUCAAAUUGCCCUCUUUUGGAGAAUAAGGAACUGCAUGAAGCUCAUCCCUGGUUUGAAUUCCUCGUGCAGUGUCGAGGGGUUGCCAGUAACCCCCGAGAUCCAAAGAUGAUUUUCCAGGCCAGUCUAGCAAAUGCUCAGAUCCUGAUCCCCAGCAACCAAGCCAGUGUGAGCAGCAUGCUGCUGGAGGGACGGACUCUGCUAGCCCUGGCUACUACAAUGUAUGCUCCUGGAGGCAUUGAUCAGGUUCUUCAGAAUGAAGAUAUGGAAAAACCUCUAAAGAAAGUGGAUCCCCAGCUCUUAAAAAUGGCCUUGACUCCUUACCCCAAGCUAAAAGCUGCUCUCUUUCCCCCCUCUACUUCCCAUGGAAUUCUGCCACCUGACAUCUCUCUUUACCAUCUUGUUCAGUCAUUGGCACCCUUUGAUCCUGCUAAAUUAUUUGGCUGGCAAUCCACAAAUACUCUUGCUGUAUCAGAUGCAUCCAGUGACUUCCCUCAUUUUUCCUCCCCUGAGCUGGUGAACAAAUACGCCAUCAUGGAGCGACUGGAUUUUGGGUACUACCUGCACCACGGGCGCCCAGCCUUUGCUUUUGGCACAUUCUUGGUCCAGCAGUUGGUAAAGAGCAAAUCCCCCAAACAGCUGAUUCAGCAAGCAGGGAAUGAAGCCUGUGUUUUAGCUCUCUCCUCCUUCAGUGUACCUGCAGUAGGAGCAGCCUGUGUGUGCUUCCUGGAGUUGCUGGGUCUCAGCAGCCUCAAGCUCAGGGUGGAUCUUAAAGUUGCCAACAUGAUUUUCAGCUACAGGACUCAAAAGGAAGACUCUCAGCACAGUCCAAUACGAGAAUCUUUGGUUGAGAAGUUAACAAAACUGGCUGAUGGUGAAAAAGCAGCAGCAGAAGAAGUUCUUACCUCCUUAGAAGAAGCCUUUUGGGAUGCAGUUGAGCACCAAGGAAUAAAGAAGACCUCUUGUGACUCUAGAAGGCAGUGGGCAUUGGUAAUGCAGUUCUGUAAAGUCCAUAACAUCAGCCUGAGUACCUCCUACCUAAAGGAGUGUGCCAAAGCCAACGACUGGCUGCAGUUCAUCAUCCAAACCCAGCUGUACAGCUACCAGCCAGAUGAGGUCAUGUCCAUCCUUCAAGGUUUUACUCCUGUUUUACAAGACCACUUGAUGUUGGCAUUGGAGAAGUUACCAAUUUUGAGCCCUGACAAAGGGGUGUUGAGGAGCAAAUAUGCAGAUAGCCUCUUUCAGAUCCUCCUUCAGUGCCAGGGGAACUCCAACCCUUCAGGUUAUCUUCUGACUGAAGGCCUGAGGCAGCAUGCUCCCAUUCUGAGUGUUUUAGCAGCCUGCUUCCAGGAUGCAAACAUCAUUCAUUGCCUCUGUGUUUGGAUAAUUACUACUGUGGAUGAUACUAGCAGAGCUGAAGCCACAAACCAUAUCCAAAGCUCAUCAGAAACCCACAGCUGGGAUCUUCAUGACCUCUCAGUUAUCUGGAAAGUCUGUUUAAGAAAGCAGAAAACCAAAACACUUCUCAAUGGCUUCCAACUCUUUUUAAAGGAUUCCCCUUUACUGCAUAUCCUGGAGAUGUAUGAGCUGUGCAUGAGCUGUAAGAAAUACAAUGAAGCUAAAAGCCAACUGGAGAAGUUUCAGGACAGUCUCAGCAAACUCAAAGCUGAAGAGGAACCAGCAGCUUCAGAAUUGCCUGUGCAGUGGUUGGAAUCCCAGGCACUGUUUCUUCUUGAGUUGAUGAUGCAGCAAUGUAGAACAGAGUAUGAACUGGGAAAGCUCUUACAGCUCUUGGCUGCAGCAGACAGUCUCCUGCUUGAUGGUCCUUAUGUGAGGAAGCUCUGUGCACUGAGUGAGACCCUGAAGGACUCCUCCAUCGCCAUCAAUCGCUCCAUCCUAACCAGUUACAGCAUGGACACCUUCCAGAGGGAGUGCAGGUCCAUUCUGGAGCAGCUGCAAGAGAAAGGGCUGUUCUCUCUGGCUCGGGAGGUAGCAGCUCUGGCUGAGCUGCCCAUGGACAACAUAGUGACACGAGAGGUUCUAAGAGACCUGCACCGACUGAGAGACGUUGGCCAGUGGCACCAAAACCAGACAAGAGUUGAGUUCUGGAGGAAAUGCCAUGACAGCUUCAUGAAGAAUUCCAUCUCCAGCCAAGCUGCAUCUGAUUUCUUUUUUGAUCAGGCAAACACAGUGUUUGAAGCCUUAGGUCAGGAGAAGAUAAACAGCAUUAUGGAGAGACAUCUCUUGCUCACCCUCACUGGCCACUGGCUGGCCAAGAGUGACUCGGUGCCACUGCGCAGGUUAGAGGAGAUUGAGAAGCAGAUCUGGAUCUGUCACAUCACACAACAAAUCCUCUCCACAGAUCAGGGGACAGGCAAGACCAGAUUUCCCUCCCAGGCUGCAGUGAACAGAGAUCUUACCUUUGACAGCUUAGCCAAGGAGUUUUCCUUCUCCAAGCUCCCUGCUCUGAACACACUGAAGUACUUGCAGCUGGAGGGUCUUGCAUUCAGAGAGGCUCAACAGACCUUGACUAGUGAGGAGGAGGAAGCCCUCAGGUUCCUGAUUGGGUCUCUUCUGGAUGAAGGAAGCGUGCAUGAAGCCAGCCGUGUGUGCCACUACUUCCAGUUCUACAGCAGAGAUGUUUCACUGGUGCUGCACUGCAGAGCUCUGGCCUCAGGGGAGGCUGAGCUGGACAAACUCCACACAGAUAUCCAGGCUCUGCUGGCAGCCAGGGAGAGGACACCUGACAGCAGUUCAUCUCAGCAGGGCAGAGUCCCCAGCACAACCAGCUUAGAAGACUGGACACCCGUUGGGGCUCCACCUCUGGAUGAUCAAGUUGUUUCCAGCCUGAAGGCUCUCACAGAUGAAUGUGUCCAUGGCAGAAACUACUGCAGGCAGGUUCUCUGUCUGUAUGAGCUUUCCAAGGAGCUGAACUGCUCCUACAGUGAAAUGUCAGCCCAUGACCCCGAGAAGGUGCUUCGGGCCAUCCUGUCCUCCCGUCGGCCAGACAGGUGCAGGAAGGCUCAGGCCUUCAUCAGCACACAGGGGCUGCAGCCUGCAGCUGUGGCAGAGCUGGUGGCUGAAGAGAUCAUGCAGGAGCUGUUGGCAUCUUCAGAAGGGAAAGGACAGAAACAGGUUUCAAACCCUGCAUCUGAGAGCCAGACAUUCCUGCAGCUGGCUAAGCUCUGCCAGGAUCACACACUGGUUGGCAUGAAGUUACUGGAUAAAAUUUCCUCAGUGCCACGUGGGGAACUGUCCUGCAUUACAGAGCUGCUGAUCCUGGCCCAUAACUGCUUUAGUCUGACGUGCCACAUGGAAGGCAUCACGCGAGUGCUCCAGGCGGCGCGGCUGCUCACGGAUCAGCACCUGGCCCCUAACGAGGAGUAUGGACUGGUGGUUCGGCUUCUCACGGGGAUUGGCAGAUACAACGAGAUGACCUACAUAUUCGAGCUGCUGCAUGAGAAGCACUACUUUGAGGUGCUCAUGAGGAAGAAGUUAGACCCGAGCGGGACACUGAAGACAGCCCUGCUGGACUACAUCACGCGGUGCCGGCCCGGGGACAGCGAGAAGCACAACAUGAUCGCCCUCUGCUUCAGCAUGUGCCGCCAGAUCGGCCAGAACCACCAGGCCGCCGCCGCCGUCCAGCUCAAGCUCAUCGAGUCCCGGCCCUGGGAGGAGUCUCUUCAGGACAUCACAAACCUGAAGAAGCUGCUGAUGAAAGCUCUGACUCUCUUCAUUGACGCAGCAGAAAGUUAUUCUAAGGACUCCUGUGUCCGGCAGUCGCUGCGCUGCAGGAGCCUGACAAAGCUGAUCACCCUCCAGCUGCAUUUCCUCAACUCUGGCCAGAGCACCAUGCUGAUCAACCUGAGCCAACAGGACCUGAUGGACUCCAUCCUCUCCUUGCCUAGAUUCUACCAGGCAGCCAUCGUGGCUGAAGCCUAUGAGUUUGUUCCAGACUGGGCUGAAGUUCUCUAUCAGCAAGUGAUCACCAAGGGAGACUUCACUUACUUUGAAGAAUUCAAACAACAAAGACCACUGAAGCCAAGCAUUUUUGAGGAGAUUGCCAAGAAAGUCAAGCAGCAGCCCCCUUCUGAGGCUGCUCUGAAGAACCUCAAGCGCCUGCUGGCUCACUGUGAGGACAUCUACACCUACUACAGGCUGGCCUACGACAACAAGUUCUACGACGUGGUCAACACGCUGCUGAAGGACCCCCAGACUGGCUGCUGCCUCAAUGACAUGUUGGCAAACUAGACCCCAGCCACCAUGGAGCACAGACUGGCCUUGAGAGCACCACUGCCACCAGGUCCUGCAUGGUUAGUCCUGCUUCUCUGACAGCUGUUGGCUCACAGUGGUUGCUGCUAGGUGAAGGUUACUCCACAAGAACUGGUGAUGGUUGUAAAUCGUUAA